GGCCAGAAGGCUUGGGGGCGUAAAGAGCCUGUGGGGUCCUCAGUAUAGCGCUGUGCACAAGAUCAAAACUCAUUGGCAGAAGAAAGUAGAGGGUGCAAAGCUUCUCAGUCUCAGUGUACUCCAAGAAGGAAGGAAGGGAGAUAUUUCUGGCAUCCAAAGGGGAUUUGAUAUUUGCACACAACGAUGAAAACGUCUGUUGGGAUUUGCAUUGUUUUCUGUCUUGCAAUAUUUGGACUGGGCUCUGCGCUGCAGUGCUAUAAAUGUAAAGACUACACGGGGAGCUGCUCCAAGGUCAAAGGCUGUGGCUGGGAGGAUGCCUGCCUGACCCUGAAGGAGAGAGGUGGCUUGAUCUACCGCCAGUGUAUCAAGUACUCCGACUGCGAUUACAACCGGCUCUCCCAGAUGUUCCCCUCAGUGGCCAGCUUCACGUACAGAUGCUGCAGCAGUGACCUGUGCAAUGCGGCCCCUCUCACCGCUGCAGGCAAGCCUCUGCUGGGUCUGCUGGCGUCCCUGGCCGUCUUCUGGUGGUGUGUCCUCUAACCAGCCCGGCCCGGCCAGCAGACAUCCAAACAGUGUUGCAGAUGGAGCAGCGAUUCGGGGAAUGACUAAUCGCAUCCUUGCUGCCUUUCCUGUCUGAUUUGUGCACUAGGCUUUGUUUGUAUGUGAAUGGGAAUAUGCAUUAAUUUUAUACGUCUAAAAUUGACAUUUUUGUUUGCAAAUGAAGUCUGCGUACUUCAGAAAACACAAGGCGUAGAUAUGUGUGGCUUUGUGAAGAUAGCUUUAGUAAGGGAGUGCUGUGGCACUCUAAGUUUCAGCUAAAUGAGUAAAGCUCACACAGAACAUAGUGUAUGCACUACUGCAGUUAUUAAGGAAGUGACAGGAUAAACUUGCACAUAUGGCAAAAAAUAAUCUUUAUAUCUGCACAUGCGUGUUAUUUGCUGUAUUUUGUAAAGACGUUUGUGUUGUUUUAUGAACCACCUGCCAUUACCAAACCAUUUUCAUUCUUCGCCCUACUCUUAAUUCCUAAAUAUUGCCUUUCUACCCUAUUAAAAUAACAAAAAAGUA
Sardina pilchardus (European sardine) is the source of this 1065-nucleotide messenger RNA. It is a transcript of the gene cd59a, whose product is annotated as CD59 molecule (CD59 blood group). The transcript is spliced from 4 exons. The coding region runs from base 184 to 540 and encodes 118 amino acids. Lineage: Eukaryota; Metazoa; Chordata; Actinopteri; Clupeiformes; Clupeidae. The record is from RefSeq and is a predicted model, not a curated record.